GGUGGGGGGUGGGGACCCUCGGACGCUUGGGGGUCCCAGGCCCCGCCGGCUGCCGAGCGGAAGGGGGUUGGCGGACGAGCCGCAGAGAUGUCUGGCCAGAGCCUGACGGACCGAAUCACCGCGGCCCAGCACAGUGUCACCGGCUCCGCGGUCUCCAAGACGGUAUGCAAGGCCACGACCCACGAGAUCAUGGGCCCCAAGAAGAAGCACCUGGACUAUUUAAUUCAGUGUACAAAUGAGAUGAAUGUGAACAUCCCACAGUUGGCAGACAGUUUGUUUGAAAGAACUACUAACAGUAGUUGGGUGGUGGUCUUCAAGUCACUCAUUACAACUCAUCAUUUGAUGGUGUAUGGAAAUGAGCGUUUCAUACAGUAUUUGGCUUCAAGAAACACAUUGUUUAACUUAAGCAAUUUUUUGGAUAAAAGUGGAUUGCAAGGCUAUGAUAUGUCUACAUUUAUUAGGCGGUAUAGUAGGUAUCUAAAUGAAAAGGCAGUUUCAUACAGACAAGUUGCAUUCGAUUUCACAAAAGUGAAAAGAGGGGCUGAUGGAGUUAUGAGAACAAUGAACACGGAAAAACUCUUAAAAACUGUACCAAUUAUCCAAAACCAAAUGGAUGCACUUCUUGAUUUUAAUGUUAAUAGUAAUGAACUUACAAAUGGGGUAAUAAAUGCUGCCUUCAUGCUCCUGUUCAAAGAUGCCAUUAGACUCUUUGCAGCAUAUAAUGAAGGAAUCAUUAAUUUAUUGGAAAAAUAUUUUGAUAUGAAAAAGAACCAGUGCAAAGAAGGCCUUGACAUCUAUAAGAAGUUCCUGACUAGAAUGACAAGAAUCUCAGAGUUUCUGAAGGUUGCAGAGCAAGUUGGAAUUGACAGAGGAGAUAUUCCAGAUCUGUCCCAGGCUCCCAGCAGUCUUCUUGAUGCUUUAGAGCAACAUUUAGCUUCUUUGGAAGGGAAGAAAAUUAAAGAUUCCACAGCUGCAAGCAGGGCUACAACACUUUCCAAUGCAGUCUCUUCUUUGGCAAGCACUGGCCUAUCUCUGACCAAAGUGGAUGAAAGGGAAAAGCAGGCAGCACUAGAGGAAGAACAGGCUCGUUUAAAAGCACUAAAGGAGCAGCGUCUAAAAGAACUUGCAAAGAAACCGCACACCUCUCUAACAACUGCAGCCUCUCCGGUGUCCACCUCAGCAGGAGGUGUAAUGACUGCACCAGCCAUUGACAUGUUUUCUACCCCUAGUUCUUCUAACAGCACAUCUAAGCUGCCAAAUGACCUGCUUGACCUGCAGCAGCCGACCUUUCAUCCCUCUGUCCAUGCCAUGUCAGCCGCUCCUCAGGUAGCAAGCACAUGGGGAGAUCCUUUCUCUGCUACUCUAGAUGCUGUUGAUGAUGCCAUUCCAAGCUUAAAUCCUUUCCUCACAAAAAGUAGUGGUGAUGUUCACCUUCCCAUUUCUUCAGAUGUAUCCACUUUUACUACUAGGACACCUACUCAUGAAAUGUUUGUUGGAUUCAGCCCUUCUCCAGUUGCACAGCCACACCCUUCAGCUGGCCUUAAUGUUGACUUUGAGUCUGUGUUUGGAAAUAAAUCUACAAAUGUUACGGUGGAUUCUGGAGGCUUUGAUGAACUAGGUGGACUCCUCAAACCAACAGUGGCCUCUCAGAACCAGAGUCUUCCUAUUGCCAAACUUCCACCAAACAAGUUAGUGUCUGAUGACUUGGACUCCUCCUUAGCCAACCUUGUGGGCAAUCUUGGCAUUGGAAAUGGAACCACUAAGAAUGAUGUAAGUUGGAGUCAACCAGGUGAAAAGAAGUUGACAGGAGGAUCUAACUGGCAACCAAAGGUUGCACCAACAACUGCUUGGAAUGCUCCAACAAUGAAUGGCAUGCAUUUUCCACAAUACGCACCCCCUGUAAUGGCCUAUCCUGCUACCACACCAACAGGCAUGAUGGGAUAUGGGAUUCCUCCUCAGAUGGGAAGUGUGCCUGUAAUGACACAACCAACCUUAAUAUACAGCCAGCCUGUCAUGAGACCACCAAACCCCUUUGGCCCUGUAUCAGGAGCACAGCUGUCGGCAGCAUCCAGCCCCUCCAGGCACAGUCCUCACAGAGCUGCAGGAAAGGACCCCUUUGCAGAGCUUUCUCUGGAGGACUUCUUAUAAGUCACUUAGAUACAGUUUAUGUAACUACAUGGAGGAGAAUGGAAUUAUUUCAUGAACACAAGUUCGAGGUGGCAACUCCUUACUUCCAGCAAAAUCCAAACUGCUGUCUCUGAAACUCUUCCUCCAUUAGAGCGCUCCAGUAACCCACGAAGGCCCACAGCAGGGAUGGGACUAGUUUCUAGGAGAGCCUUGUCAAUAUCGUUUAUAAAGCCAAGAAUUGCCAUGAUUUAAGACUAAGAUCUGUCUUUCUGGUGACUAACACUUCAGUUCUUUCAACUCCUAUUAAUACCCAUAAUCAGUAACCAACCAAGAAAAGCCCGUACUUGGAAAGUGUGGAGUGUGUGUUUGGAAAAGCUGCCUGGAGAAAAGAGUUGUGUCCUUUACCGUAAUUCAACAGGACUCAGUGGGGAUCAAAAUCAUAAUUUUUAAUUAUGCAUUAUAUUUCUUUCCUCCAGUCCUCACAAGUACAGAAACCAUAAUUGAAGUUAGCUUUUUUUUAAGAAAAAUUAUAUUCAGUUUGCAGUAGACAUUCCUUAAGUAUUUGUAUUUAUUUAUGAUUAUCAAUUUUACAUAACAUUAAUAUUAUAUCAAACCUCCUUAAAAAAAUGAGUAUGGACGUUCACAGUAUGUUUGAUUUUUGUCCACAAGAAUGAAUCUGAUUCAGAAUGCUUUUCAGCUGACAUACAGAGCACUAAAUAUUUUAAGACAAAACCAUGGGUCUGAAUCUCUUAAGAAUUCUCAGUCUCUAUGGGAUUUAGGGAAGCAUUAUAAAUGCAUUAAUCCUUAUAGUCAAUUCUGUGCCUAGGAUUUUGCAGGGGAACAGUUCACUGACUAGGAAAAGCACUACAUUUAAAAUUCAGCAUUAGUGCAUUGGGAAGGAUCUGUACUGCUUCGUGCUUGGCAUGUCACUCUAUCCCAUUGGACAGUAGGGCCUUUCCAAAAUGAAUGUGAGGAAUUGCUUUCACUUCAAGACUUUCCUUCUUUUCAGUAAACUUUAGGAGAUGUUAUGGGGAAAGGGAGGGGACAAAAAUCCUUGAACUUUUUAUUUGGCUUGUGCCAUGUUAUGAUCAUGUACCUUUUAAAUAAGGGGAGAUAGUAUCUUUAAAUUCAAUGUCUAGCCAAGAGUUUAGUUAAUGAAGAAUUAAAAUGCACUGUUGAUCGGUGCUUUCUGUAAAUACAUCCUAAUGCUUGGGUGGAGAGGGGCCUUAAGAAGGACAGUUCAUUGUAGGAAAGCAAUUCUGUACAUGAGUUAAGCAUACUUGUUGCAUUGUCUCUGCAGAUUCUAUUUUUGUUUACAAUAUUAAAAUGUAUGUUAGCAAAUGGGUGGAUUUUCAAUAAAUGCAGCUUCCACAAAACAUGUUAUGGUAUUCUGGUUUGAGGUGCAUUCUCUUUUUUCCUUUCAUUUUUAUUAUCAAUAUCAUCAUUUUUUGCUAAUAAAAUUAUAUCUAAGUGGUUAUAUCUGCUGGUUUAAUAAAAUGUAAAGUUUGUUUUAUUUAAACAUCUGAAAAGAAUUAUGUUUGAAUUCUUGUUACUCUCUGGACUCACUCAGAAUCUGAACUACGUAUUGUUCCCUUUCCCUUCUGAUCUGAUGCUCCAGGAGGGUGAGUUAAGGGAGAGAGUGCUCUUUAUGUGUAAGAUUAUGUAUGCUAAGAUGCUUGUAUUAUUCAGCAUAGUGAGUAAUAUCCAGUAGUCAGAGCUCAUCAGAGAGAUUAAAAGCUUUGUACUGUCAAAGGUUUUCUGUGGUUGCAAAAAUCAUAGUCUUUAGCCAGUGUGCCUCAUUAAUAAUGACUGAUUUUCAGAUUUCACUAUUAUUAAAAUGUUU
Molecule: messenger RNA, 3970 nt
Organism: Microtus ochrogaster (prairie vole)
Lineage: Eukaryota; Metazoa; Chordata; Mammalia; Rodentia; Cricetidae
Gene: Picalm
Product: phosphatidylinositol binding clathrin assembly protein
Biological process (GO): clathrin coat assembly; clathrin-dependent endocytosis; synaptic vesicle budding from presynaptic endocytic zone membrane
Cellular component (GO): clathrin-coated pit; clathrin-coated vesicle; synaptic vesicle
Molecular function (GO): 1-phosphatidylinositol binding; SNARE binding; clathrin heavy chain binding
Source: RefSeq, a predicted model, not a curated record